AUGUCGAGCCCCGCGACGACUCAGGCUCCCAACCCCCUUGGCGCCACAGCAACCCCCCACCAGGGCCACCACCCCAUCUUCGACCUCCCCCUUGAGCUGUUGUUCAUGGUGGCUUCCCACCUAGGAAAUGGCUCGUACCUUGCCUUCUCCCUCACCAGCCGCGGCAUGCACAGGAUCCUGUUCGAGCCUCUCUAUACCCGUGACGAGGACGAGGUCGCCGCAACCACCACCUCCACCCCCAGCACCACCACCACCACCACUACUACUAUCACCUCGCCCUCUAGCAACGGCGAGACCAGCGCCGCGCCCACCACUAUCCCCAAAACUCCCACCGGCACCGUCCCCAACCGCGACGAAUCGAUCUGCGCCGACUUCUUCGACUGCGAGCUGCAGCCCCAUCCCCGCAUAACCAACCUGCACCGCGCCUUCUACCACGGCGUGACGCAGAGGCUCCGGCGGCCGAUGGAGCUGGCGGAGGCGCUGGGGUGUCAGCGGCCGCACCUGUCGUUUGUGGUGGAGGACUUGUGGGUGAUGCUGCCGCUGUACGAGGCGGCGGCGGACUGCGACGUGGGGUUCACGUACUUCCUGCUGCGGCGGUACGCGCCGCUGCUGCGCUACUCGCUGGGCACGGGCCGCAUGCUCCACGACGUGCUGCUGCGCGCCCUGCACGCGCGCCGCCAGGGCGGGCCCUGCUACUGGGGCGUCAUCUACCCGCUCCUCGACGCCGUCGACCACCGCCACCCCUUCCACCACGACUUCGACGACCGUCUGCUCAAGGUCAUGAUGCGCUGGGGCGUGCCCCCUUGCUCUGACCAUGGCGGCAGCCCGUCCUGCGGCUCCUGCUUCCUGGACCUGGUGGAGAUGGCCGUGUCGAAGCGGUUGGUGCGCUUCGGUGGCGUCUCCAAAGACAGGCUGGAACGCUGGAUCGAUCGCCUGCCGGCCCACCUCCAGAACCGGGUGUAUGAUAUGCUGUGGAAGGUCAGAUGUAGCCCCCUGCGGUGGAAAACCGGGAAUUCCCAGGUCGGGGGCUCCGAGAGCGAGCACUCAGAGACCAAUAGCUCCGAUAGCGAGGGAAGCCAGGAGCACGUGGAGGAUUGA
Molecule: messenger RNA, 1098 nt
Organism: Chaetomium fimeti
Lineage: Eukaryota; Fungi; Ascomycota; Sordariomycetes; Sordariales; Chaetomiaceae
Exons: 1
Coding region: 1-1098 (365 amino acids)
Molecular function (GO): protein binding
Source: RefSeq, a predicted model, not a curated record